Hippocampus comes (tiger tail seahorse) is the source of this 4663-nucleotide messenger RNA. RefSeq names its product carboxypeptidase D, a (gene cpda). Gene Ontology annotation, molecular function: metallocarboxypeptidase activity; zinc ion binding. Bases 141 to 4259 code for a protein of 1372 amino acids. The record is from RefSeq and is a predicted model, not a curated record. The transcript has 21 exons. Lineage: Eukaryota; Metazoa; Chordata; Actinopteri; Syngnathiformes; Syngnathidae. Gene Ontology annotation, biological process: protein processing; peptide metabolic process.
GGUGAAAAGGAAGUUGUCGCUAGCAGGCUGAGGCCGGAGGAUACGAUCAAGAAAACGCGAUAUUUGUAGCAGUUCAAAUGUGACUGGGAUUUUUCUUUCUAUAGUGAUUUUCCGACUGGUGUGGAGGUCGAAAAAUAAACAUGGCGCACAGAAGGAAAUCAAAGUCUGCGAUGGAAAAACUGCGGGUGCCACUUUUCGUCUCUUUUGUCUGUAUUGCUUUUCACCUCGGCGGCACGGAUGCCAGGCUACCUCCGACACCAAGCGCCUCGACUGGCGAAACGGUAGAAAACUACGACAAAUACUACAAUUAUAUCGAACUCACCGGGCGUUUGCGCUCCUACGCCCAGAAAUACGCUCACAUUGCGAACCUGUCGAGCAUCGGUCAGUCCGUGCAGGGCAGAGAGCUUUGGGUGAUGCGGAUCACCAAAGACCCCCACAUCGAGUCCCCGGGGAAACCUAGGUUCAAAUAUAUUGGCAAUAUGCACGGCGACGAGACCGUGUCCAGGCAGGUUCUCGUCUAUCUUGUGGAUUACUUGCUCACUAAAUACGCGGAGGAACGGCGGAUAGCUGAACUGGUAAACACGACGGAUAUCUAUAUCAUGCCCAGUAUGAACCCCGACGGCUUCGAGGUGUCCCAAGAGGGAGUCUGUGCCGGCCAUAGAGGGGGACGAAACAAUGCCAAUAACAAAGACCUUAACAGGAGCUUCCCUGACCAGUAUGGUAAAGGAAUUAAAAACCCAGAGACCAUUCCUGAGGUCAUGGCUGUCAUCAGAUGGAUACAGGACAAACAGUUUGUUCUUUCUGGUAACCUGCACGGUGGCACUGUGGUCGCCAGCUACCCUUUUGAUGACUCAGCCAUCCAUCAGCAGCAAGGCUAUUAUAGCCAGUCAGCGGACGACAGCCUUUUUCGCUACUUAGCCUUGGUGUAUUCCAAGAACCACCCGGUGAUGAAGACCGGGCUACCCAACUGUCCCGAUACACCAGGCGAGACUUUUAAAGAUGGUAUCACCAAUGGGGCGCAGUGGUACGAUGUACCAGGGGGGAUGCAGGACUACAAUUACCUCCAUGCGAACUGUUUUGAAAUCACCCUUGAGCUGAGCUGCUGCAAAUAUCCCCAAGCGUCUGAACUCUACAAGGAAUGGGAGCUGAACAAAGAGCCUCUCCUGGCCUACAUUGAGCAGGUCCAUAUUGGUGUCCGUGGCUAUGUAAAAGAUCACGUGAGUGGUUCAGCCCUCACCAAUGCCAGCAUAGUGGUAGCAGGCAUCCGCCACAACCUGACCACUGGAAGAUUUGGCGACUACUACAGACUUCUGCUCCCAGGAGUCUACAACAUCACUGCUGUGGCCACAGGGUACACACCAGUGACGGUCAACAAUGUACAGGUCUUGGAUGGAAAUGCCACAGAACUUAAUUUUGUUUUGGAACCGGUUGCCUUUGAGCCAAAUCUCUCAGGCAAUGUCACGCUGACCACACCCUCCAUGCCGUCAACCACUGAUAUCUAUACUUCCACCUCAAAUACACAAACCCCUCCCUCCACUCAGUUCCACUUGGUGACAUCAGUGGGAAUUAAAAGCACACCCACUGCGUCGCCACCUGCUCCACAACCUGUUCAACCCCAGGAAUUUCGCCACCACAACUAUGCAGACAUGGAGCUCUUCUUACGCAAGUACAGCAGCGAGUUCCCGUCUAUUGCUCACCUUUACUCUAUUGGCCGCUCUGUGGAAAACAAAGAGCUCUAUGUGAUGGUCAUCUCAAACAACCCCACGGUUCAUGAACAUGGUGAGCCAGAGUUUAAAUAUGUGGGCAACAUGCAUGGCAAUGAAGUGGUUGGCCGGGAACUAUUGCUCAACCUCAUUGAGUACCUAUGCCUUAACUAUGGCACCGACCAGGAAGUCACAGAGUUGGUCAACAACACUCGCAUUCACAUCAUGCCUUCGAUGAACCCUGAUGGUUAUGAGGUGGCCAAUGAAGGUGACGUGAGAGGCUACAGAGGGCGCAACAACAGCAACAAUUUUGACCUGAAUCGCAACUUCCCAGACCAGUUUGCAAUCAUCAAAGAUCCCAGGCAGCCAGAGACUAUCGCCGUGAUGAACUGGCUGAAAAGCAACCCCUUCGUCCUCUCAGCCAAUCUUCAUGGAGGUUCUAUGGUGGUCAACUACCCCUUUGAUGAUGAUCAAGAGGGCAAAACCCAGUACAGCAAGUCACCUGACGACAAGGUUUUUCAGCAGUUGGCUCGAACCUACUCACAGGAAAAUCCUCUGAUGCACAGUGGGCACCCUUGUGUCAACCUGUAUCCCGGGGAAUACUUUGCGGAUGGCAUCACCAAUGGCGCCAGCUGGUACAAUGUUGCUGGUGGCAUGCAGGACUGGAAUUACUUAAACACUAACUGUUUUGAGGUGACUAUUGAGUUGGGUUGCGUGAAGUACCCCUGGGCCAAGGAUUUGCCAAACUAUUGGGAACAAAAUCGUCGAUCUUUGCUUCAGUUUAUCCAUCAGGUUCACCAUGGGAUCAAAGGUACAGUUUCUGACAUAAGGGAUGGCAUGGGGAUCCCCAAUGCCACCAUUCAGGUAGAGGGCAUUGACCACAACAUCACCACAGCUCACACUGGUGACUACUGGAGACUGCUGGUCCCUGGGACUUAUUCCAUCACUGCCUCCGCCCAUGGAUAUCAACCUGUGAGGACUUACGCCACCGUGUCCAAGAAAGGAGCGGAAGUGGUUGAUUUCCGAUUGACACGGCUUCACACAGAACCUAACGGCCUGUCACCUUCUGGACCCCAGCCAACUCAUAACCCAUCCGAUGAAGAGUUUGAGAGCUUAAUUAAGGCCCUCUCUCUGGGCCAAGGUUUAGACCAGCUGGUCAAGAGCACAGACACGGAGAGCAGUUUCAGAUUCCGAGGUUACAAGGAGCUGUCUGCGUUCCUCCGAGGUCUUACCCUCAACUUUCCCAAAAUUACAUCCUUGCAGAGUUUGGGCCACAGCGUUGAGUUUAGAACUAUUUGGGCUCUGGAAAUUUCCAACAACCCAGGAGAGGCUGAGCCUUCUGAGCCCAAGGUCCGCUUUGUCGCGGGGAUCCAUGGUAACGCCCCUGUGGGAACAGAGCUGCUUCUUGAGUUUGCUGCCAUGUUAUGCAUCAAUUAUGGCAAAAACUCAGUCAUUACAAGGCUCAUCAACGAGACAACUAUUGUAAUUGUGCCGUCGAUCAACCCGGAUGGAAGAGAGCAAGCGGUGGAGAAGCAGUGCACCUCCACCCAGGGCUUCACCAAUACUCAUGGCAAAGAUCUGGACGCAGACUUCUUUGGCAAUGCAUCCCAACGUUUGGUGGAGCCCCAGCCAGAAACCAGAGCAAUGAUGGACAUGAUUUUAGAUAAAGGCUACACACUGUCUGUGGCCCUUGAUGGAGGAUCACUUGUGGCUACUUACCCUUAUGACAAGCCUGUCCAAUCCAUGGAGAAUGAAGGCACACUGAAGUACUUGGCCAGCGUUUAUGCCAACAACCAUCCCACGAUGCACCUUGGCAACACUGGAUGUUCGAAUAACGGGCAAGCAAGCAACAUUCAAGAUGGAGUUAUGAGGGCAGCUGAGAGACAAAGUCAUAUGGGCAGUAUGAAGGACUUCAGCAUGGACUUUGGCUACUGUCCAGAAAUUACAGUGUAUACUGGCUGUUGUGUUUUUCCUCCAAGUGAACAGCUUGCCACACUCUGGGCAGAAAACAAGAAGCCCCUUCUGAGCAUGUUAGUGGAGGUCCACAAAGGAGUGAGAGGAGUGGUGAGAGAUAAAAGCGGGAAGCCCAUUGUUGGCGCCAUCAUUGUCAUGAAUGGGGGUGUGAGAGUCUUCACUGCAGAAGGUGGAUACUUUCAUGCGUUGUUGGCGCCUGGCAACCACAACAUUGAAGCAGUUGCUGAUGGCUACCAGCAGCAACACCAAGAGGUGGUGGUGUCCUCCUAUGAAGCAGCGAGCUCCAUCAUCAUUGAGUUUGACAUGGAUCACAGCAUCUUUGGUCUGCCGAGAGAAUUUGUGGUGGCCAGUGCAGCUGCCUGCAUGACAGCAUUGGUGGUGACUGCAUGCAUCAUCUGGUGUGUGUGCGCUGCCAAGUCUAAUCGGCAGAAGGAUGGCUUCCACCGUUUGCGGCAGCACCGGGAUGAGUACGAUGACGAGAUCCGCCUAACAUCCAUGGGAUCCAAGAAGUCUCUCCUCGGCCACGAGUUCCAGGAUGAAAGUGAAAGUGACGAGGAGACAUUAUACGCCAACAAAAUCUGAAAGAGCCUUUUGCUGUGUUUGUUUCCUGCUGCAAGAUGAAGGCCUGGGACAGUUAGUGUGGACUUGUUGAACUAGAGGCAUUUUAUCGGCCUCUUCGUGAAUCCACCAAGACUGAGACACUUUUGUGUUACACUGAUGAAUUUUGAACACCUGCUCAAUUAUUAGUCCAAUUGUUGCGUCAUCAGUCGUAAAAUGUUGCGUUCAUCUUUUUGUGCUCAAGGUGAAGCUUUAAUCCUGUUUGCCGCUCAUCCGUCCCGCCUUAGUAGAGUGAGUACCCCAACCUUUGGUGAUCAACUUCACCUGUCUGACUAAAGGCUUGCAAAAACAUGCAUGGCAGGCUGAUUGAACACUCCAAAUUGUCCCUCGGUGUGAGUGUGAGCGCGGAUGGCUGUUUGUCUCUGUGU